AAGAUUUUCGGUGUUGGGCGAGCAGUUUAGUGUCUCAUGAGCGACGGCGAAACUAUUCAAACUUGCACAAAAAGUCUAUCCCUAAUAUGUCAGCGACACGACGGCUAUACAAAGUGCUAGUCUCGCAUCCUAAUGUGCCCAAGGCGGCGUUGGAGUUGCUCCAGCAGCGUGGUUGCGAGACAAUAGUGUGUGAAAGUGUGCCGCCAUCGCGCGUCGAAAUAUUACGCAAACUGCCGGGUGUGGACGCGAUUUUCUGGGCGCACUAUCAGUCGCUUGACGGAGAAAUACUCGAUGCGGCAGGCAGCCAAUUGAAAGUGGUGUCGACCAUGUCAUCGGGCAUUGACUAUGUGGACAUGGCAGAAUUUAAGCGACGCCAAAUGCCACUGGGUCACACGCCAGGCAUUGUAAGGAAUUCUGUUGCCGACUUAGCCGUGGGUUUAAUGGUAUCUGCAGCGCGUCAUUUUCAUGCUGGGCGGCAGGAGAUCGAGAAAUCUCUUUGGCGCACUGAGCAAAUUAACUGGAUGAUGGGACAAGAGGUGCGUGGUUCGGUGGUAGGCUUUCUCGGAUUUGGUGGUAUUGGUCAGACGAUUGCGAAGCGAUUGCAAGGUUGGGAGGCGGCCAAAAUGAUAUACCAUACACGCACGCAACGCGAAAAUCCCUUUGGGGCGAUUCACGUGCCAUUUGAGCAGCUGCUGCGAGAAAGUGAUUUCUUGAUUGUCGCUUGUCCGCUGACUGCGGAGACGCGCGAAAAAUUCAAUGCCGCUGCUUUUAAACAAAUGAAGUCGAAUUGCGUGUUUGUGAAUGUGGGUAGGGGAGGCAUAGUUGAUCAACCCGCUCUCGUUGAUGCUUUGAAAUGUGGUGAGAUUGCUGCCGCGGGCUUGGAUGUGAUGACGCCGGAACCACUGCCAGCAGACCAUCCACUACUGAAAUUGCCAAAUUGUGUCGUCAUCCCCCAUCUGGGCACCCAAACGAUGCAGACAACAACUGAGAUGGGCCUAACAGCUGCCAAAAAUAUACUUAACGCGCUCGAGGGUAAACCGAUGAUCUGUCCUGCGUACUAAAUGCCUCUAUACAUACAUACACACACAUGUGUAUGUAUGUAUGUGUGAAUAUACAAUAAUUUGCAUUUGUUGUCACUGUUAUUAGCAAUUAAAAAGUUUAUUACACUGUUUGCAUUUUA
Molecule: messenger RNA, 1180 nt
Organism: Anastrepha obliqua
Lineage: Eukaryota; Metazoa; Arthropoda; Insecta; Diptera; Tephritidae
Product: glyoxylate reductase/hydroxypyruvate reductase
Exons: 4
Coding region: 87-1061 (324 amino acids)
Cellular component (GO): cytosol
Molecular function (GO): hydroxypyruvate reductase [NAD(P)H] activity; hydroxypyruvate reductase (NADH) activity; NAD binding
Source: RefSeq, a predicted model, not a curated record